AUGGCCAAACUGUUCGUGGAAGACGUUGAUGCUCCUCUGUGCUAUCAAAGUUCUUCUCAGGCUUCUCAUACCUGCGUCAGCAAGAACUUGAGCCGUUCAUAUCCCUCAAGUGAAGUGAGGAACAGUACCGUGAAGUGGUCAGACUGGAUUCACAGACUUCUUCUGAAGUAUGGAGAGCACUGGAAAAGGGCUGGGAUCUAUGAUCCGAUCCUUCUGUCCAAGUAG
Prunus armeniaca (apricot) is the source of this 225-nucleotide messenger RNA. The record is from the annotation of a GenBank genome assembly. NCBI's taxonomy places the organism in Eukaryota, Viridiplantae, Streptophyta, Magnoliopsida, Rosales, Rosaceae.